Messenger RNA from Mastomys coucha (southern multimammate mouse), 1582 nucleotides. RefSeq names its product chromosome unknown C5orf46 homolog (gene CUNH5orf46). The record is from RefSeq and is a predicted model, not a curated record. Bases 64 to 357 code for a protein of 97 amino acids. The transcript is spliced from 4 exons. Lineage: Eukaryota; Metazoa; Chordata; Mammalia; Rodentia; Muridae.
AAUUGAGCAAAGCUUCAGGUGCACCUUGGCAACUUAUCUGCACCAAUACCCAGGACAACAGGAAUGGCUGUCUCCGUUCUUCGCCUGGUGGUUGUCCUGGGCCUGAGUGCCCUAAUCCUGACAUGCAGGGCAGAUGACAACCCAAAUGAUAAUGACAAGCCGGAUGAGAAAUCAGACAACAAUCCAGAUGACUCCAGUAAAAAUCCAGAGCCAGGGUUCCCCAAAUUCUUAAGCAUCCUGGGUUCUGAGAUCAUUGAAAAUGCAGUGGACUUCAUCCUUCGCUCCAUGUCCAGAGGAUCAAGUUUUAUGGAACUUGAAGGCGACCCUGGAGAGAAACCUUCAAAAGUGACUUCCUAAGGUCACACCCAUUUGGCAAUUAUACAAAUCAAGGACAGCCAGAUCCUGAAAAUCCAGUUCUGUUUCACAAUUCCUGCAGAUUCAAAGACCUCAAGAUAGCUCCCAGCAAGUCACUGGGAAUUGAGCCCCAGUUUCAGCCAAAUACAAUUCAUUUGAGCUCUUUGACUUUGUACUCCUCUUCUGCAAAGUCAGAAAAUAAGUAUCCUCUUAUAGUUUUAGAAUUACACACCUGGCUUCAUAGAGAAUUUGUUGUUCCUUGGAAUUUUCCAUGCUGUGUUUCAUUUUCUAAUGAGGGAAAAAUGAGACUAUACAUUACAUAUGCAUAUGUGCAAAAGCUAGGUCAAGGCUUCUUCAUAUUUGCAAUUCAUACAUAUUAAUGGACUCUAGAAGAUAAAAUAACACAUUUAAAAUAAAAAUGACAGUAUGUAGUAGAGAGAGGACUUAAUUCUUACUCCAAAAAAAAUUUGGUUCUUAAUUUCUAAAGCUAUAUGAAGUUUCAAUAUUUUACAGAUUUUUUAAAAAGUUUUCCAUUCAAAAUUUUUUGAGCCAUAUAUCCUGUGUUGCAGAAUUAAAAGCUGGACAUCUUCUUUUCAUUCAAAUGUCUAUCUUCCAUGAUCAUUAUUACUCUUCUAGAAUGCACAGUGCUUGAAUUGCUGAGUGCAGCCGUUUCACACUGGCUCAUCGGGGAACAGAGCUGAGUCCUUAACAGCAACAGCAGUCCAUUUGACAGACACAUUCCCCAAGAGUGACCUAAUGUGUUCAAGGGGACAAGACUGAAGUCAUGGGGCAAGAUAAACAUGGCAGCACUGGGGUCUAGAAUACCAACCCAUCCUGGUUCCUCUAUUCAGCUCACCAGAGUUGUUCCUCCGUCCUGUCUUUCUCAAGCACCACUCCUAUUUCCAAUCUUAGCCUGAAGGCAACCAAUAACUCUUGCUUGUCUCACUUGCUUUUUUUUUUUUUUUUUAAAAAAAAUGUAUCUGUGAUAGGUUUGCAUACAGCACAAAGAACUUUUAAUGAUAUUGGUGGAUGGAAUAUUGAACCUAAUAGGAAAAGAAAAUGAAAUGAGAUUAAAUGAGGAUGAAUAUUCCAUUAUAUGGUGAGUUGUGAUAGUCUGUCCUUUGCAUUUUGAUGAAUGAUAUCAGUUUCAACUAUAAUAUCCUUCUUAGCCAAGUUAUCUAAAUAUGUAUUAAACUCAGCUUCUGACUAUUAGAAUGCUUCUUUCUAC